AUGGUCGGGAAAUCGGUGUCGGCCGAGGCGAUAAGGAGAGGUGUCAACUUAAGCGACUACAGUCUGCAGUUCUGUCGGUGGUUCCUGCUGCCGAUCGGCGCUUGGCCGGCGUCCGCGGCGGCCAGCAAACGCGAGCGUUUUUACUCGCUCCUGUUGGUCGUCCUGUCUUUCAGUCUGGUAGGGUUCACGGUGUUCUGCAGCCUGCUGAACAUGAUGCUGUCGGACGACAGCAUACGACUCAAGCUGAAGACGUUCGGCCCGUUCGUCCACUGGACCGUGGGCGGUUGCAACUUGAUGUUGCUGUUGUCGCGCGGCAAGGACAUCCAGCUCUGCAUCGACCACAUGAGAACGGACUGGCGCACUGUGAACAGGGUCAAGGACCAGGAGAUCAUGCUGAGGAACGCCAAAAUUGGCAGGUUCAUCUCGGUUACCUGUGCUGUCUGGCUGCAGGGCGGUGUCCUUGGCUUCUGCGCUGUCACCGCUCUGAGCACCGUGGCCGUGCAGGUCGGCAACGAGACCAGACUCGUUCAUCCCAUGCCCUGUUCCGUUUACAAGAAAAUGCUCAACGUCGACGAAAGCCCGACCAACGAGAUCGUGCUCGUCUCGCAGUUCCUUUCCGGCGCUGUCGUUAACACCGUUUCUGUAGGGGUGUACAGCAUGGCCGCGGUGUUCGCAGCACACGCGUGCGGUCAGUUGGAUGUUAUCAUGACGUGGAUCGCGGAGUUUGUGAAUAAAACGGAAAAGAUACGGAAGGUGGUGCGUUACUCCGAGAUCGGGAUAAUCGUGAAGCAUCAUCUACGUACUCUGAGCUUCAUAUCGCAUAUCGAAGAGAUAAUGCAAUGGAUAUGUUUUAUGAUAUUGGCCGCGUGCACAACGGACAUAUGCAUGCUUUGCUAUUACAUUCUUACGGAAUGGACCGAACACAAUAUUCAAAAUUUGUCCACAUAUAUCGUUAUUCUACUGGCUUAUACAUUCAAUGUAUUCGUAAUGUGCUAUAUCGGUGAUAUACUGUCGGAACAGUGCUUGAAAGUCGGGGAAGUGGUGUACAUGACUAACUGGUAUUACUUACCUGACAAAACAGUUCUCGAUCUGAUACUGAUCAUUAAAAGGUCGAGCGUGACGAUCAAAAUUACCGCCGGGAAGAUUAUUGAAAUGUCCAUUUCCACGUUCGGCAGUGUGAUGAAAACUGCAUUCGCUUAUGUGAACUUUCUGCGGCAGACCACGUGA
Messenger RNA from Nomia melanderi (Alkali bee), 1227 nucleotides. RefSeq lists its product as uncharacterized. The record is from RefSeq and is a predicted model, not a curated record. Gene Ontology annotation, molecular function: odorant binding; olfactory receptor activity. Lineage: Eukaryota; Metazoa; Arthropoda; Insecta; Hymenoptera; Halictidae. Gene Ontology annotation, cellular component: plasma membrane. Gene Ontology annotation, biological process: detection of chemical stimulus involved in sensory perception of smell; sensory perception of smell.